Messenger RNA from Gilbertella persicaria, 1784 nucleotides. RefSeq lists its product as uncharacterized. The coding region runs from base 237 to 1580 and encodes 447 amino acids. NCBI's taxonomy places the organism in Eukaryota, Fungi, Mucoromycota, Mucoromycetes, Mucorales, Choanephoraceae. Gene Ontology annotation, biological process: regulation of DNA-templated transcription. The transcript is spliced from 5 exons. The record is from RefSeq and is a predicted model, not a curated record. Gene Ontology annotation, molecular function: zinc ion binding; sequence-specific DNA binding.
AUUAUUAUUAUUAUUAUUUUCUUUCAAGUCUAUCUCAUCGCAUACUUUACUUUCUCUUCUGUAUAAGAGAAACAAAGACACUUUUCUUUUUUGGUUUUUUUUCGUUUACUUUCUUAUUGUUUACUUGGCUUAUCCUGCUCAUCGAUCCAGCUAUUUUUUUACUACUUAUUUUAUUUUUUUUAUUCAAUCUUCAUCUAUUUUUCUCAUCAACCUUUUUUUAAAAAAAAGAAAGAAAGAUGCUUCAAACAGCAAGACAACAAGACAAUAGCGCACUAGAAGAUGUGUUUGAACCUUACAAACUAGAUGAUCUGAUGAUGCCACGUUUAAAAAGCCGGUAUCUGGGCAUGGCUUCUCUUCAACUAGGAUCUCUUGUGUACUCCACCUGUACUUUCUUUGAGAUUGCUGUAUCGGAAAAUUCAGAAUCAUCCAGUUCAGAAGAGGAAGAAGAAGUACCAUCCGAUGGACUGGAUCCCUUGCCGCCAAAAAAGAGAAAGCGUCCCAUGAACAAGAUGAAGCGUACACUUGUGUUCUGUACAGACAAAACAGACGUCAUGUCUUGUCAUCAAGCGUUUUAUACAUUUCCUCGCAAUGCCGUAACUGAAUGUCUCACACAGAUGGCACCUCAUAAGAUGGUGUUUUCGUUUUUCCCUUGUGCUUCCGUGGGUCCAUGUGAGCCUAUGGAAGGAUCUUUCAAGACAGCAUUGGAGGCAUUUGCUGCUGUCUGUAGUAAUAGCUGUCAGUAUCAUCAUGAUGGUCAUGUUAAUAAUGCCAUGAUAUCCAACGUCUCUCAUGAACUCUACCAAGCAAUCAAAUACAUGGUAUCGAAUUAUGAAGCAAUGUGUCAAAAUAUGGUGGCCUUGAUGAAGUUACAUCAUGAAGAAGUAAUACAUCAUAAAUCAGAAAUGGUAUUAAUGCCUGAAAUACAUCCUCAUCAACAAGGAGAACAACAACAACAACAAGAGCAACAAGAUAUGUCGCCUGAACCCAUUCAAGCAGAAGAAACACAGAAACAAGAAGAAGAAGAAGAAGAAGAGCAAGAAGCAGUUGUAAAAGAAGAAUCGCGUUUACUUGCUAAGCCUAAAUCCAAUCCAAACCAAAACCAGAUCAAGAAAUGCCUUUAUUGUGGCUCUAAAUCCACUCCUAUGUGGCGCCGAGGUCCUCAAGGUGCAGGCACACUCUGUAAUGCAUGUGGUGUCAAAUGGAAGCACGGCAAGAUACUGAGUGAACAUCCUGAUCAAUACACAUUGGAACGUCGACCUAGUAAACCAGAAAGAAAAAGGAAAAAAUCAACCAGCAAACGAACCACCAAGAAAAGAGCCACCAGUGUGCCUCAACAAGAUGAUGUGAUACAUGAAUAUUAUGCUGUACCUACUCAACCUCAAGUAUGGGAAAGUACUUCAAGUUCUACAUCCGAUUCAUGUAGUCCUUUAGAAUCACCUAGUCUUUUGUUAGAAAAAAGACAGGAAACAAAAAGAGAUUUAAGUUCUAUCAUGACUUAUGAUACAGAAACACUUUCUGUUUAUGUGGGUGAAGAUGCUGUAGAAGCUGCGGCAGUGCUAACGCUCUUAAAAAGAAGUUAAAUUCUUUAUGUGUACAUAUAUCUCAAUCGUAGUAAUAAUAAUAAAAAAAAAGCAUAAAAAAAGGAUGUAUCGAAUAAAGAAUCAAGCUCAAUGACAAGGCUUUGACUAACAAAAGUUCUAAACAGAAGUUGAAAUAAACAAAAGUCUCAAACUCAUACAUAUUAGAAUCCAACAUAUCAAUUCUCUUUUAAAGAUCAUGAUGAA